Molecule: messenger RNA, 5430 nt
Organism: Salvelinus namaycush (lake trout)
Lineage: Eukaryota; Metazoa; Chordata; Actinopteri; Salmoniformes; Salmonidae
Gene: map4k4
Product: mitogen-activated protein kinase kinase kinase kinase 4
Exons: 31
Coding region: 195-4241 (1348 amino acids)
Biological process (GO): protein phosphorylation
Molecular function (GO): protein kinase activity; ATP binding
Source: RefSeq, a predicted model, not a curated record
GCCGCGGUAGCUCAAUAUGGAGUAACAGCGUAGGCUCGACAACGACGGGAGUACAAAGAACAACCCGCUUUGGAUCGAAAUUACAUUAACAAGGAAUAAGGGAUCACUUCAAAUAAUGAGAUACGACAUUGCAUAUACACAAUCAACUUGAAGGGAAUAAAAUAGACUUUGCAAUUUCUAUUUAUUAUUGAAAAAUGGCGAACGAGUCUCCAGCUAAAAGUCUAGUUGACAUAGACCUUGCCUCUUUGCGGGACCCAGCUGGUAUUUUCGAACUGGUGGAAGUGGUCGGCAAUGGCACGUAUGGACAAGUAUACAAGGGCCGACAUGUCAAGACAGGGCAACUGGCGGCCAUCAAGGUCAUGGAUGUCACAGAGGAUGAAGAAGAGGAGAUUAAACUUGAGAUUAAUAUGCUGAAGAAGUACUCCCACCACAGAAACAUAGCCACCUAUUACGGAGCCUUCAUCAAGAAGAGCCCACCAGGACAUGACGACCAGCUAUGGCUGGUUAUGGAGUUCUGUGGUGCAGGCUCCAUCACAGACCUGGUGAAGAACACCAAGGGCAACACACUGAAGGAGGACUGGAUCGCCUACAUCUCCCGUGAGAUCCUCAGGGGGUUGGCUCACCUGCAUGCCCACCAUGUGAUCCACCGUGACAUCAAGGGCCAGAACGUGCUGCUGACUGAGAACGCUGAGGUCAAACUUGUGGACUUUGGUGUGAGCGCCCAGCUGGACCGGACAGUGGGCCGGAGGAACACCUUCAUCGGGACACCCUAUUGGAUGGCGCCCGAGGUCAUUGCCUGCGACGAGAACCCAGACGCCACCUACGACUACAGGAGUGACUUGUGGUCCACUGGAAUCACAGCUAUAGAGAUGGCUGAGGGAGCUCCUCCGCUGUGCGAUAUGCAUCCAAUGAGAGCGCUCUUCCUCAUCCCCAGAAACCCUCCUCCUCGACUCAAAUCAAAGAAAUGGUCUAAGAAGUUUUGCAGCUUCAUUGAAGGCUCCCUGGUGAAGAACUAUACCCAGCGCCCACCCACCGAUCAGCUGCUGAAACACCCCUUCAUCAGGGACCAGCCCAACGAGAGGCAGGUCCGCAUCCAGCUCAAAGACCACAUCGACCGCACAAAGAAGAAGAGGGGGGAGAAGGAUGAUACAGAGUAUGAGUACAGUGGGAGUGAAGAAGAAGAGGAGGAAGCUCAGGAGCAGGAGGGGGAGCCCAGCUCUAUAGUGAACCAGCCAGGGGAAUCAACCCUGCGUAGGGACUUCAUCCGUCUGCAGCAGGAGAACAAGGAGCGCUCGGAGGCCCUGCGCAGGCAGCAGCUCUUGCAGGAGCAGCAGCUCCGGGAGCAGGAGGAGUACAAGCGCCAACUACUGGCAGAGAGGCAGAAACGCAUCGAGCAGCAGAAAGAGCAAAGGAGGAGGCUGGAGGAGCAACAGCGUCGCGAGCGGGAGAUGAGGAGGCAGCAGGAGCGUGAGCAGCGGCGCCGCGAGCAGGAUGACAAGAGGCGUAUGGAGGAGGUUGAACGCCGGCGUAAAGAGGAGGAGGAGCGCAGGAGGGCAGAGGAGGAGAAGAGGAGGGCUGACCGCGAGCAGGAGUACAUCCGUCGCCAGUUGGAGGAGGAGCAGAGGCACCUGGAGAUCCUGCAGCAGCAGCUGCUCCACGAACAGGCCAUGCUACUGGUGAGACCAAACUCUGCCGAUGAGAGGUACCGUAAGAACAUCCAAGGAUCUCCUCAGGCUGCCCAGGUUAAGGUCCAGCCCCCAGUUCCUCCCCGCGCCGCUGAGACCGUCGCUAAUGGAAACGCCCCCGUGGCCGCCCCGCCCGCCAUGCACAGACCCAUGGAAGCCCAGGUCCAGUGGUCCCACUUGGCCGCUCUAAAGAGCAGCAUCGCCACUCCCCCUGUCGUCUCACGCUCUCAUUCCUUCAGUGAGCCCAUCGUCCCUGGCUUUGCACACCUCAACCUGCGCUCUCAGGAGCAACACCAUCAACCUGCACCAUCACCAUCAUCAUCAUCGCUCGCACGCACUGACCUGCAGCCCCACCCCCAGCCUAGGGCCACUCCCCUCGAGAAGGCCCCCACAGACGUCUCCCCUCCCAGGGUUCCUGUGAGGACAACGUCCAGGUCUCCAGUACUGUCACGCAGGGACUCCCCUUUCCAUGGCAAUGCCACGCCUAGCAACCCGGUGAGCCAGAGGAAAGCCAGCAGUGCUGCAGCGGAGCCGCAUCUGCUGUGGGAGCGGGUGGAGAAGCUGGUCCCCAGGCCAGGCAGUGGUAGUAGUGGUAGUACUGGCAGUUCCUCUGGCUCCAGUAACUCCAGCUCUCACAGCGGCUCAGGGGAGAGAUUCAGAGCCCGCUCUUCAUCAAAGUCUGAGGGUUCUCCCCUUCAGCGCCCAGAGCAUGCUGGGAAAACCCCAGAGGAGAGGAAGGAAUUGGUCAGACCUAACCAACCGGUGGACCUGACGGCACUGGCCAAAGAGCUGCGUGCAGUGGAGGAUGUUCCACGCCCCCACAAGGUGACAGACUACUCCUCAUCCAGUGAAGAGUCGGGGACCACAGAUGAGGAUGAUGAUGAAGAGGUGGACCAGGAGGGAGGGGAGGAGUCUACCUCAGGACCAGAGGACUCUCGGGCUGUCUCUUCGAGGCUGAGCAACGGUGAGACGGAGUCGGUGAAGACUAUGAUCGUUCACGAGGAGGGCGAGAGUGAUGCUAAAACCACACCCUGUAAAGAUGGCACUCAGAUCGUCAGACCGAGUGCAGGUGACAGCAAAAAGCGACCUGUCCCCAGCCCUGGUCAAGGCCCUGUCCUUGGCUUUGUCCCCAGCCCCGGGCUGAUUCACCCUGCCCUCCAGGGCCACCCCGGUCUCCAAGGCCAUCAGGAGAGAAAUGGCUUUGCAGGCCGCAUUCACCUCCUGCCUGACCUGAUCCAGCAGAGCCACCACUCCCCCUCCUCCUCUGCCUCCUCCUCCCCCUCCUCCUCCAGCCUGACCAGCCCCACCAUGUCAAUGUCCCCCCAGAGCCCCCUGGACAAGCUCAGCAUGCUACUGGAGAGCCAUUCUUCCAGCAACAGCAUGCAGAAACACAAGUCCUCCUCCUCCUUCACUCCCUUUAUUGAUCCACGCCUCCUCCAGGUCUCUCCAUCCGGCGCCGCUCUCAAUAACCUGGCUUUUGGGAACGACGCUAGGCUGGCAGAGGCACUGAGGGCAGACCCGUCGCGUAAAGGCUCCGUGGUCAAUGUAAACCCUGUCAAUACACGACCACAAAGCGACACCCCAGAGAUCCGCAAGUAUAAGAAGAGGUUUAACUCUGAGAUCCUGUGUGCAGCACUCUGGGGAGUGAACCUCCUGGUGGGCACAGAGAGUGGUCUGAUGCUGCUGGACCGUAGCGGUCAAGGGAAGGUUUACCCCCUAAUCAGCCGACGCCGCUUCCAACAGAUGGACGUCCUAGAGGGACUCAACGUCCUGGUCACUAUAUCAGGCAAGAAAAACAAGCUGCGUGUUUACUAUCUGUCCUGGCUGAGGAACAAGAUCCUGCACAACGACCCUGAGGUGGAGAAGAAACAGGGCUGGGUCACUGUGGGAGACCUGGAGGGCGCUGUGCACUACAAAGUUGUGAAAUACGAGAGGAUCAAGUUUUUGGUUCUGGCCCUGAAGAACUCGGUGGAGGUCUAUGCAUGGGCACCAAAGCCCUACCACAAGUUCAUGGCUUUCAAGUCGUUUGGUGACCUGGUGCACAAGCCCCUGCUGGUUGACCUGACGGUGGAGGAAGGUCAGAGAUUAAAGGUCAUCUAUGGCUCCAGUAACGGAUUUCAUGCCGUCGACGUGGACUCGGGGGCAGUCUACGACAUCUACCUGCCCACCCAUAUCCAGACCAGUAUCCAGUCCCAUGCCAUCAUCAUCCUGCCCAACACAGAUGGCAUUGAGCUGCUAGUGUGUUACGAGGACGAGGGUGUCUAUGUCAACACCUAUGGACGCAUCACCAAGGACGUGGUGCUGCAGUGGGGCGAGAUGCCUACUUCUGUGGCCUACAUCCGUUCUAACCAGAUCAUGGGCUGGGGGGAGAAGGCCAUAGAGAUCAGGUCUGUGGAGACCGGACACCUGGACGGGGUCUUCAUGCACAAGAGAGCCCAGAGACUCAAGUUCCUGUGUGAGAGGAAUGACAAGGUGUUCUUUGCCUCGGUGCGGUCCGGAGGAGCCAGCCAGGUGUACUUUAUGACCCUGGGGCGUACCUCUCUGCUCAGCUGGUAGAGAAAGACCAUGCCCCCUCUACACUGGAAACCAACCAACCACGUUUUACCCAACGUUCAGUGAUGCCAACGGACAAAAGCCAACCAUCUCCGUCUUAGCUAUGACCUUCGACCCGGAGCAUCAUGUUAUAUUGAGGAUACAUACAACAUCCAGAUGCUGUCUCCCCAGCCGUGAAUACCAGAUAUGAGAAUUGUUCAAAAUUAAGUUAAUUGAUUAUAAAACAACAAAAAUAAAGGGGGAACGGUUUGCCCCGCUGUGGUGCUCAACUGAUUGUGGACACGUCUGUGCGGGGUCGUUGCCCUGAACACCUGUGACCUCUGUGUGUCGUUCCUAGUUACUGACUGUGCUGUGGGCUUGAAGUUUACUAACUACUCUCUGCAUCUUCUGCUCGUAUUUCAGGAACCCCCCUCCACCCCACCCUUUUCCUUGGCGAGGGAGGAGCAAGGGUGGAGCAUACAGUGUUAAUGCUACAGUAGUGUAUGUAAAUGUUUUUCUGUUUGGCGCAAUGAUUGCUGACUGCAAGGGGGCAGGGGGGGGGGGUUGAAGCUGUCUGUCAUGGAGGAGGCGGGAAUAGAGAAGUCAAGCAAGGGAGCCAAUUUGUUCUAUGCCAUGAUGACAGAAGGUGGAAGGGGCCAAGGCGUUUUACCGUAAAUCUGGUAGUAUCUGAGAGGACUCAGCUGGACUGUGUGUUGAUACAGUUAAGACAGCUACAGUAUUUUAAUGGGCGGGGUCAAAGAAAAGGGUUUUAUCCAGAUUCAGACUUCAGACUAGUAUUUUUUAUUAUAAAUUCCCUAAAAAAAGUGAAACUAUGUGGAGUUAAUAUUUAUUUUACCUUAUUUUCUAAAAUCACAUUUGCACAGUCUCCAGUUUGCUCAACCCACAACACAUUGAAGUGUUUUAGGAGUUAGAGCGAGUGGGUGGGUUAGAUAAAGGAAACAAUGUCUAUGUAUAAUAACAUUUAAUUUAAUCUCAUCCAUAGUUUCAGUGGUCAUGGUAGUGGAUCCCUCGGUGAUCCGGCUUGGACCAUCAGAGGGUCCAGGAUGGAGGACAUGGUCCGGAUGUGAAUAGACAGAUAUAAUAAAAGAGAGUGGAGGAGAAGGGUAAGGUGAUAGUAUAGUAUUGUGUGUGUGUGUGUGUGUGUGUGUGUGUGUGUGUGUGUGUGUGUGUGUGUGUGUGUGUGUGUGUGUGU